AAGAGAUUUAUAAACUUAAUAUAGAAAAAUUAAUUUAUUUAUCAUACUUUUUUAUCAAGUGUAGUUCCUUUUGAAGAUAGUGUCUUCAAUUAAUAAAUAUACUAAAUUUCACUUCCUAUACUAAAGAUGCUAUCAAACAAUUGUUAUCAUUGAAUACUAUUUCAGCAUUUCCGUAUAAAAUUGUCUCUAUAUAUAAAUAUGUGAAAAUUGAUAUAAUUUUUAAAUGUUAAAGUAGAAUAUAAACUUGCAAAAUCAAAAAUGAAACUUGUUAUUAUUGCAGUAUGUUUUUUAUUUAUAAAUAAUUGUUUCUGUAAAUUUCAUCACAUUAAACAUUAUAAUGUCCAUCACAAUAAGAAACAAAUUACCAAGAGACUUCUUAAUUCAACUCAAAUUGCUAUUGAAAAAGCACCAUUUAUGGCAGUAGUGGAAGCUGAUAAAUCUUUUCCGAAUUCCCAUCCAUUUUCAACCGCAGUGAUUAUUUCAAAUCUCUUUUUACUCUCUACAUCAGAAUUCUUUUCGUUACAACAAGGAAAAGAAAUGAGAGCCUACAUAGGACUGAGUAACAUAAAUCUGGCUAAACCUGACGAUAUAUACGAAGUUGAGAAUGUCACUAUUAAACUUCCUAGAAAUGAUUCAUAUUCGAGUGGUAUUGCUUUAAUAAGACUGAAGAAAGAAAUUGCAUUCAAUUAUCGUCAUAGACCGAUAGCUCUAUUUGCCAUGAAUGAGGUAAUAAUGGAUCAAAUAACAGAGUUUACUCUAAUGGGUUAUGGAUAUAGUCAAAGAAAUAGAGAAAACAGUUUAGGAAUUCUCUCACGUAAAACAAUGCGUCUCAACACAAGGGACAUUGAAUUAUCAAAUGCCUACUUUUCAAUAUCAACGAAUCUUCAAAUGUGUCCUGGCGAUCAAGGAGAUCCAUUAAUCGUGAAAAAUAAAUUAAUUGGAUUCGCUAUUUAUCCAAAUAGUUGUGAUGCAAAUUCUCAAAAUUUAACUAUCUUCACAGGUGUUAAACGUCUUUACAACUGGAUCAAACUUACAGUUGGCAAGAAAAAUUUUACACAAGCGAUAAAGAGAGCCUAUCCUAAAACCUCUUCCAAUUUAUUCCUUCACUUUACAUGAAUCAUUUUAUUUACAAAUUCUUCAUACACUUUGUAGAUAAUAAUGUGGUAAUAAUAAUUCAAGGUAAAAAAAUGUAAAAUAACUAAAAUAUAAAUAGUUUUUAAUUUUUAUCAUCAAUAUUCUUGUUAGAAAUGAUAAUUUUGACAAGUUAUCGAGAUAGUGCUUAAUCUUUAAACUUGAGAUAACACUUUUUUUGUAAACAAAUUAGUAAAAUUUGUUUGCAGAAUAAAUAAAGAAAUAUAGAAUUACAAA
Molecule: messenger RNA, 1368 nt
Organism: Leptopilina heterotoma
Lineage: Eukaryota; Metazoa; Arthropoda; Insecta; Hymenoptera; Figitidae
Product: kallikrein-8-like
Exons: 6
Coding region: 259-1116 (285 amino acids)
Biological process (GO): proteolysis
Molecular function (GO): serine-type endopeptidase activity
Source: RefSeq, a predicted model, not a curated record